UGACCCAUCAGCUCCUCUGCGUUUACUUUCAAUUAAUGGAUAAAUGAUUGUUGUCAGAUGGUUGAUCGUUGUUCCACAUAUUUUUUCCUCAUAUUUUCGCAGAUAUACUGUCAAAACUCCAACAUUCCCUCAUGGCUUCCCAAAUUCAAUCUGUCCAAAAAAGGAAAUAUGAUGCAUUCCUGAAUUUUAGACGACAAGACUUCGAGGGAAGCUUUGUUGCAGAUCUUUACAAACGUCUGGAAGGCAUAGGAAUCCAUGCAUUCAAACACGAUUUCGAACUUGAAAGCAGAGAACCAAUUAUUUCAAAAGAAAUCUUGGAAGCCAUAGAGGAAUCAAGAAUUGCCAUUACCAUAUUUUCUUUGGACUAUGCUUCUUCAACCUGUUGCUUGGAAGAACUCACUAAGAUCAUGAAGUGCGUUGAUCACAACAAAGGACAGGAAUCCUUCUUGGUUUUCUAUAAAGUUGAGCCAUCAUAUGUAUUGCGACCAAUCGGCACCUUUGCUGUAGCAUUAGCCAAACAUGAGGCUGAUCUCAAGGGUACUGAUUUGGAGAAGGUGCAGAGGUGGAAGGACGCUCUCCAUAAAGCAGCUGACAUGGCGGGAUUAAAAGAUUAUUUUUCUGGAGCUGAACUUGCCCGUUGGAGUUGAAAUGCGCCAGAGUUGAACAUAUGUAGUUGAUAUGUAACUAUCAAACUCUUCCAAUUGCUUCAAAUCCAGUAUCUCUGAAAGAGCAACCGAUAGAGGUAAAUUUUCAUUUAUUAGGAAGAAGAUUGAAUCGGAUGCAUUAUCACUAGCUUUGUAAGCUCAAAAAACUGAUUAGCAGAUAAACCCCUUAGAGGUCCCCUGAUUGGAUAAAAAAUAUUGAGCUUCUGACAUGUAUCCUCCAGCUUGUGGAGACUUUUGAAUCAUUGUAGAUAUGAUUAGGCCAUGAAUAGGUGAACUGAUAUUAGUAGGAGAUAGUUAAGGUUAAUUUGAUUGCCUGAUGUAAUUAUGCCCAGAGUUGUGAAUUUACGGAAGUUGUAACAGACGUAAGUA
Messenger RNA from Lycium ferocissimum, 1034 nucleotides. Its product is annotated as disease resistance protein Roq1-like. The transcript is spliced from 2 exons. NCBI's taxonomy places the organism in Eukaryota, Viridiplantae, Streptophyta, Magnoliopsida, Solanales, Solanaceae. The record is from RefSeq and is a predicted model, not a curated record. Gene Ontology annotation, biological process: signal transduction. Bases 132 to 647 code for a protein of 171 amino acids.